CGGUUCCUUCUCAAACCUAGACUCAUUGCAAAAGGUGAUUCGUCUGUGUUUUUGGCCAUAUAUUCGCAACUGUUAACGUGGCCGCAUUGCUAGCAAGAGAUUCAAGCGAAGUCGGCCAUGGCAUCUAACUCGUUCAAAACCCCCAAGGAGAAACGUAGAAAGAACAACUUUGUUAAUCUCUUCAACGAUCAAAAUAGCAAAACCCCGCACGCAUCAGAGGCUAGGACUCUCUGGUAUGUUGCAUAGUCGCUCCCCACAGAAAUUCGGCUCAAAUUGAAGAAAUUCGUUAAAAGGGUCUUCAUUUUUUAUUUUGUUUUGAGUUUUGGGGAUAUGGGUUUUUGGAGUUUGAAUCAAACAGUUUGGUAGUGAUAGCGAGGAGGUGGAGAAAGAGAAUCAGAGAAAGAUGAGAGGAGGGGCUGAAAGGAGGUUGUGUGAGGAAUUUUCACCUGGGUAUUAUGGUCUUUGUACUGUUGGAGGAAUGCUCAGUGCUGGGACUACCCAUCUUGCUAUCACGCCCCUCGAUGUCUUGAAAGUUAAUAUGCAGGUGAAUCCGAUAAAGUAUAAUCGUAUUUCUUCAGGGUUCUCAACCCUUUGGAGAGAACAAGGCCCUUCUUCGCUUUGGAGAGGUUGGUCUGGAAAAUUUUUUGGAUAUGGCAUUCAAGGCGGCUGCAAAUUUGGUCUCUAUGAAUACUUUAAGAAGCUUUACUCUGAUGUGUUGGUAGAUCGUAACAAGAGUUUCAUAUUCUUUCUCAGCAGUGCAUCUGCUCAAGUAUUUGCUGAUGUAGCUCUUUGUCCUUUCGAGGCUGUCAAAGUUCGUGUUCAAACACAGCCCAGUUUUGCAAAGGGCUUGGUUGAUGGGUUUCCAAAAGUCUAUAAAACUGAAGGACUUGCAGGCUUUUACAAGGGACUCUUACCACUAUGGGGUCGAAAUCUUCCAUUCUCUAUGAUAAUGUUUCCAACAUUUGAGCAUUCGGUGGACCUAUUAUAUCAGAAGAUUAUCCAACGUAGAAAGGAAGAUUGCUCGAGAGCCCAACAACUUGGAGUUACAUGUUUAGCGGGCUAUACAGCUGGAGCUGUUGGUACUGUCAUCUCGAACCCUGCUGACAACAUUGUUUCCUGUCUUUACAACAAACAGGCUCAAAAUGUGAUGCAGGCAGUGAAGAAAAUUGGAAUUGCUAAUCUGUUUACUAGAAGUCUUCCUGUUCGAAUUACACUUGUAGGCCCUGCUGUUACUUUACAAUGGUUUAUCUAUGACACCAUUAAAGUGCUAAGUGGACUGCCUGCAAGCGGAGGGCUUAAUAGGCGUAUGGAAGAAGCUAAUGCAUCAGCUUAAACUUAAUUGAAAAGAGAAGCAAAAGUUCUUUAGACUGCAAGGACUUCAUCACGGUUGCUGAAGAUAUAAGAAAUUUAUAGCCUUUCGAAAGAUAUACACAAGUUAGUGUCGACCACUACAAUUCUUUGUCUAUGGUUAUUCUAAUCUAAGAAUACGUUUGGUACGCGGAAUGAUUAUUCCAUUAGAAAAAAUGAAUAACUUUAUUAAGAAUGGAAUAAGUUUGUAUGAACUUGAAAUAGUCAUUCCCAUGGUCCAUGAGGGAAUGAGUAUUCCAAGGCUAUUCUAUUUUUCUAAUGGAAUAGCCAUUCCGCAUACCAAACGUAUCCUAAAUGUUAUACUACGGUUCAUAACUGGUCAAGGUGAUUCAUAAUUAUCCAAGCUAGGAGGGAUGGAUACAUACAAUUUUUAUCUGACUGUACGGCUGUACGUUAAGAAUGUAUGCUCAUUUUCAUUUGUAUCUGCUGUAAAUAGCCGACUGUUUUGAUUCUUGAAGGACAAUUCAAAUGAGACCUAAUUUUUCCAUGUAUCACUUCACUUGUCUUUGUAUCAAAUUUUUUGCCCAUGGUAGUGGUAA
Molecule: messenger RNA, 1907 nt
Organism: Alnus glutinosa
Lineage: Eukaryota; Viridiplantae; Streptophyta; Magnoliopsida; Fagales; Betulaceae
Product: mitochondrial phosphate carrier protein 1, mitochondrial
Exons: 6
Coding region: 404-1333 (309 amino acids)
Biological process (GO): mitochondrial phosphate ion transmembrane transport
Cellular component (GO): mitochondrial inner membrane
Molecular function (GO): phosphate transmembrane transporter activity
Source: RefSeq, a predicted model, not a curated record